AUGGUGACAGACGGGGGUGGAGGAGUCGAGACGUUUGGCAUGAGCAACGCUCGGGUUCCUUGCCACCUGAACUGGCUGGGCUGCCACGGCUGCGAACGGGACGGCCUCGAUCUGUGUUCCCACGGGCGGACUCGACCCCGACUGCUUUUUCUAACACCAGAGGCCUCAUACUGCUGCAGCACACCACAAACGCAACAACAUUCUCUUCACAGACUGCACGGCUGGAAGGACUGGAAUAGUAUUCCCAGUCCAAGGUCUACAUCCACAAGUGUUGUCGACGACAGCAUUGCGCUUCGCAGGAAGGAGUAA
Molecule: messenger RNA, 309 nt
Organism: Colletotrichum siamense
Lineage: Eukaryota; Fungi; Ascomycota; Sordariomycetes; Glomerellales; Glomerellaceae
Exons: 3
Coding region: 1-309 (102 amino acids)
Source: RefSeq, a predicted model, not a curated record